AUGGCUCCGAAAAAAGGGAAAAAGAACUCCAAGAAGAACGCCGUCACGGCUGCUGGCUCGGAUGACCUGGAUGACCUGCUGAAUGAGUUUGCUCCCACGAACACUGCCAAGCAGCAGCCCAACCAGGAGGAUGAGAAGGAAGACCAAUCGCAGGAGAAGGAGUCGGACGUGGAUGCCGCUGCCGCCGCGUACCUGGCGUCUCUUGGUGUGGCUCCUGUCGCCGGAGGUGAGAAGAAGGACGACAAGAAGAAGAAGAAAAAGGGCAAGAAGAAGCCGAAUGCCGACGUUAAGAAGGACGACGAUAAGAAACCCAUGUCGGCUGCAGCCAAGGCCCUGAUGGAGCGCCAGACAGCCAUUAAGGCCGAGCAGGAGCGUGUCGAGCAGGAGCGUCUGGAGCAGGAGCGCAUCGCCGAGGAGGAAGAGGCCAAGCGCCUGGCAGAGAUUGAGCGGGAGGAGGAGAUCCGACGCAAGAAGAAAGAGGCGCGCGCCGCCAAGAUCGAGCGUCAGAAAAAAGAGGGUACGUACAUGACCAAGGCUCAAAAGCAGAAGGCGGCCAAAGCCCAGGCUGCUCUCGAGGCCAUGCAACAGGCGGGUCUCGUUCCCGAUGCUGCUGGCGAGAAGAAGAAGGUUGCGGAGGCCCCCGAUGCCUGGGAUGACGAGGACUGGGAGACCAGCGAUGUUGUGGCCUCGCUGGAGGACAAACUGCUGGAAGUCAAAGAAGAGGAUGCCGCUGCCGAUAGCGACAGCGAGGGAGACGAGGAUCUGCUGGUGCUGGAGCAAAAGAAGGAGCAGGAGCGUCUGCGUCAACAGGGAAUCGCUCUGAAGAAGCGCCAGGAGGAGCAGGCCGAGCAGAUGCGUCUGGACGCCGAGGAGGAACGUCAGCGCUCCAAGGCAAAGCUCGAGGCUGAUCGAAAGAAGAAGGAGGCAGCUGAGCGUCGUCAUAAGCGCGAGGCCGCUGCUCGUGCCAACGUGUCCUUGGAUAACCUACGAUCGCCUAUUUGCUGUAUCAUGGGGCACGUCGAUACUGGUAAGACAAAGCUUCUUGACAACAUUCGCAAGACCAAGGUGCAGGACGCCGAAGCUGGUGGUAUUACUCAACAAAUUGGUGCGACUUUCUUCCCUGUGGAGGCUAUUAAGCAGAAAACGGCACGCCUUGCCGAGACAAUGAAGCUGGAGUACCGCUUGCCUGGUCUCCUCGUGAUUGAUACGCCCGGUCACGAGUCGUUCACGAAUCUGCGUACACGUGGUUCAUCGCUCUGUGAUAUCGCCAUUCUGGUGGUGGAUAUCAUGCACGGUCUGGAGCCGCAGACUCUGGAGUCACUGCGUCUGCUGCGUCAGAAGAAGGCCCCGUUUGUGGUGGCCCUUAACAAGAUCGAUCGUUGUUACGGCUGGAAAACCAUGCCCGACAUGCCCGUGCAGGAGGCACUGAAGCACCAGAACGAGCACGUUAUUCGCGAGUUCGAGGAUCGCAUGAAGGCGAUCAUUGUGGAGUUUGCUGAGCAAAAGCUGAAUGCUGAGGUGUACUGGCGCAACAAGGACUUGGCCCACACGGUAUCUCUCAUCCCGACUAGUGCUAUCUCAGGUGAAGGUGUGGCGGACCUGUUGAUGAUGCUGACGCGGUUGACACAGGAGCGCAUGGCCAAGUCGCUGGCGUUCGUCGACAUCCUGCAGUGUACCGUGCUGGAAGUGAAGGUCAUUGAAGGUCUUGGUACAACGAUUGAUACGAUUCUGGUGAACGGUACACUAGAGGAAGGUGCAACCAUUGUUGUUUGUACGCUGGACGGACCAGUUGUGACAACGAUCCGUUCUUUGCUGACUCCGCACCCUAUGAAGGAGAUCCGUGUCAAGGGCGAGUACCUUCACCACCAGAAGAUGAAGGCCGCUAUGGGUGUGAAGAUUUGCGCUCAGGGCCUUGAGAAGGCAGUCGCCGGUACGCAGAUUUACGUGGUCGGCCCCGAUGAUGACGUUGAGGAGCUGAAGGAUUCCGUCAUGUCCGAUCUGACGGGUAUUCUGGACUCCGUGAAGGCUACCCGCCGCGGUGUCAUGGUUCAGGCGUCCACCCUCGGUGCCUUGGAGGCGCUUCUGGAGUUCUUGCGCACGUGUGACCCGCCAAUUCCAGUGUCCUGCGUGAACAUCGGCCCAGUCCACAAGAAGGACGUCAUGCGUGCUUCGGUGCAGCUGGAGCACCAGCCUGAGUUUGCCACCAUCCUGGCGUUCGAUGUGAAAGUCCACAGUGACGCUACUGAGCUGGCCACAGAGCUUGGGGUGCGCAUUUUCACUGCCGAUAUCAUUUACCACCUGUUUGAUCAGUUCACGGCGUACAUGGACAACUUCCGCAUGGCUCGUCGUGAGGAGUUCGCCGAGGUGGCUGUAUUCCCGUGUGUGCUGAAGAUUCUGCCCAAUUGCGUUUUCAACAAGAAAGACCCGAUUAUUCUUGGUGUGGACGUCGAGGAAGGUAUCCUCAAGAUCGGUACCCCCCUCGUGGUGCCGUCCGCCGCCGGUUUCCUGGUCGGCAAGGUGGGCUCUAUUGAACGUGAGCAUAAGGAGGUGGACCGCGCCAAGAAGGGAGCGUCUGUGGCCGUUCGGAUAGACAACGAGGGGAGCGUCAUGUACGGCCGUCACUUCGACCACAAGGACAAACUGGUGUCGCGUCUGACCCGUCAGAGCAUCGACGCACUCAAGGAGAAUUUCCGGGAAGACUUGCAGAAGGAGGAUUGGCAGCUCGUCAUCAAGCUCAAAAAGGUGUUCGAUAUCAUUUAG
Molecule: messenger RNA, 2760 nt
Organism: Phytophthora infestans T30-4
Lineage: Eukaryota; Oomycota; Peronosporomycetes; Peronosporales; Peronosporaceae
Product: eukaryotic translation initiation factor 5B
Exons: 2
Coding region: 1-2760 (919 amino acids)
Molecular function (GO): GTPase activity; translation initiation factor activity; GTP binding
Source: RefSeq, a predicted model, not a curated record